Peronospora belbahrii is the source of this 285-nucleotide messenger RNA. The record is from the annotation of a GenBank genome assembly. NCBI's taxonomy places the organism in Eukaryota, Oomycota, Peronosporomycetes, Peronosporales, Peronosporaceae.
AUGUCUUCCCGUCUUAAAGUACCUGCUCUUGCUGCAUUGCGUCAUCGUCAGGACCCGAAGCUAAUGGAAAAGUUCACUUUGGCCUCACUCAAUAACGGCAAAAGUCCAUUUGUUGUGUCGAGUAAUCGGUUAUUACAAGUGAAAAAGAAGCCGUCGAUGACACCCCAGCAGCGUAUCGCGGAUAAGUUCUCGCUCGAGUAUCUAUUAGGCUCGAAUAGCUCUCAGACAGGUGAGAGACUUGAGCAAAAGAAUCCAUUUGAUGUUGCUAGCUCUAAGCUCAUGUAA